AUUUUAGCCUAAAAAUACCCCUAUAAAACUCACCCAAGUUUCAGUUCAUUCUCAUCCUCAAACCAAGUCUUUCUUUACUACACUUCUUCUUCUUCUGCUUCCUAUAUUUCUUCAAUUUACCAAAUACCAAAUACUGCUAAAAAUGGCAAAUUUACGCAUCGCAAAGUUCAUUACAGAGGUUGCACCACCCCAGUACAUUAGUGUCAUGAGGCAUAGAGCAUCAAAGAUGAUGGAUACAAUUAAUGAGGAGGAAAAAGAUGUUACCUCAAACAAUUGUUUUUCUUCUUCUCCUGGAACACCUACUUCCGCCAGCACUAGUGGUGCUGCGGGAGCAGCGUCUUCUGCCGCUGCUAACUCCCAGUACUUUUCCAGAAGGAUUCAUAGAUCUUUUUCUAUCUUUGAGAGCUGAAUAAUAUUUUCGGUUUCUGGAUAUUGCAUUUUUUUGUCACUAUUUAGUCUCCUGCCAUUCCAAGAAUCAAACCAUCGUCUCUCGUUUCAGUUCUAGAGCAGAAUAUAGAGCACUUGCUAUAGUCACUUGUGAAAUUUCAGCAGCUCUCUUACUUGCUUGCUGAUUAGCAGCAUAUUUUCAUCACUCCAGUUCAGGUUUAUUGUGAUGCAAUUCUGCUAUUCAACUUACAUGUAACCUUGUCUCUCAUGAGAGGUCGAAACAUUGUGAGAUUGAUUGCCAUGAUGUUUGUGAGAGAAACGCUUCUAGGUUAUUCCAUCUUCUACCGACCAUUACUGAUCACCAAGGGCAAUUGGUGACUAGCACAAGAAUAGUGUUAAGUUAUUUUCUUUUGUUUGUAUUAGUUGUUUUUGUUGUUUUGCAUAACAAAUUAGCAUUGUAUAUAUGCUUGGUGUUGUGUAAAGAAAAUAAAUCAAUCAAUUAAUAUAAAAUAUCAAUUUUUUCUAUCAA
Molecule: messenger RNA, 916 nt
Organism: Mercurialis annua (annual mercury)
Lineage: Eukaryota; Viridiplantae; Streptophyta; Magnoliopsida; Malpighiales; Euphorbiaceae
Exons: 1
Coding region: 143-409 (88 amino acids)
Source: RefSeq, a predicted model, not a curated record